Molecule: messenger RNA, 1513 nt
Organism: Drosophila sulfurigaster albostrigata
Lineage: Eukaryota; Metazoa; Arthropoda; Insecta; Diptera; Drosophilidae
Gene: Pabp2
Product: polyadenylate-binding protein 2
Exons: 7
Coding region: 383-1057 (224 amino acids)
Molecular function (GO): RNA binding
Source: RefSeq, a predicted model, not a curated record
UAUUUUUCGGAGCGGUCACAUUGGUCUCUAAUAACGAGGCGAAUAUAUUUUCGCUGCAUUUUACGCCAAAAAAUUGUUUCUGUGAAAAAAGUGUCGGACUAUACUGUAAAUACAAAAAUAUUUGUAAAUUAUACAGCCACAACUUGUGACUACAGUUUUAGGCGUAAUUAGAGCGUGCGGAUUAUCUAUCAUUGCUAGCGGCCAUUUUGAGCGAACGCAGAAACGUCAGCAGCAGCCCCUUGCCUUUUAUUUGACUGAAUUACGAUAACCGAUAACUACCACAGUGCCGCUGUAAGCUCUUUGCACGACAUAGUUAAAAUUUCGUAAACAUAAACAAAACACCAAAGUUCAAAUUACGCACAUAAACAAAGUAACUACAAAAAUGGCAGAUGAAGACAUUACUUUAAAUGAGGAUCAGCUGUUGGAGUCUUUGGAUGAGACAAACGGCGACCAGGAGACUGAAAUUGUGACUGAAACUGAGGAGGAGGGCAGCAUGCAGAUCGAUCCAGAACUUGAAGCCAUCAAGGCACGCGUCAAAGAGAUGGAGGAGGAAGCUGAAAAAAUCAAGCAAAUGCAAUCGGAGGUAGACAAACAAAUGGCUGGCGGUUCAACAACCGGUCUGGCCACAGUGCCGCUUUCACUCGAAGAGAAACAGGAGAUUGACACACGGUCCGUGUACGUGGGCAAUGUCGACUAUGGCGCAUCCGCCGAGGAGCUAGAAACACACUUCCAUGGCUGUGGUACCAUCAAUCGUGUGACUAUCCUCUGUAACAAGGCCGAUGGACAUCCUAAGGGAUUUGCUUAUAUUGAAUUCGGUUCAAAAGAGUACGUUGAGACUGCACUGGCCAUGAACGAAACCCUUUUCCGAGGACGCCAAAUCAAAGUCAUGUCGAAGCGCACAAACCGUCCAGGAUUAUCAACCACAAAUCGUUUCGCUCGUGGCAGCUUCCGCGGGCGAGGAGCACGCGUCUCACGUGCCUGUUGUCACUCCACUUUCCGUGGCGCUCGACGCGCAAUAGGUUACCGUGGACGUGCCAAUUACUAUGCGCCGUAUUGAUUAUUGUUUUCUUAACUUAUAGUAAGAUUUUUUUAAUAUAUAAUUUCAAAAAACAUUUUAUUGCCAAAACUUCUUUGCUAAUAAAAAUACAAAACAAAAAAGAUACAACAAGAUGACGCCAACAAAAAAAUAUAUAUAUUAUAUAGAAAUAAUAUAAAAAAUCAACAGCAUCAACGAAAAAAAAAUAUUUGCAAAAAUAGGCGAAAAAAAAGAUGAAAACCAAUAAAUGAUAUAAAAAUCAACAAGGAAAAAGAAAAAUAUUUAAUUUGGCUAUAAUGUUUUUUGAAGCACCCAACACCACAAAACACCCCUUAUCACACUUUUUAAGUUUUCAAAAGUAAUAAAAAAAAUAUAUCAACUAAAAUAAAAAGAAUAUUUAUACUGCCUAAUUACAAAAAAAAUAUAUGAGGAAAAAGAGUUGGUAAAAAAACAAAUAAGAAAAAGAAGACAACAAAA